Molecule: messenger RNA, 1449 nt
Organism: Amorphotheca resinae ATCC 22711
Lineage: Eukaryota; Fungi; Ascomycota; Leotiomycetes; Helotiales; Amorphothecaceae
Exons: 2
Coding region: 1-1449 (482 amino acids)
Source: RefSeq, a predicted model, not a curated record
AUGGCGACAAACUCCGAUUACAAGCCCUGGGCGCAUCCCAAAGGUAGCUCUUAUGCGUCUCUGGUGGAGCAAGGGAUGGAAAUAGUGUGCCCACCUGGUGUAUCUGCUCCAGUUUCGACCCACGAUUACAUGAACAGAGAACUCCCUGCCAUUCCCGGGUUCACCCAGAAACAAAAUAAUAGAGAACAACACAAGAAUAGGAUAACGAUGCAUCUUGACACAAGCCAGACUACCGAAGCAAGUCCCUCGUACAGAUUCAGUUCUGAAAGGCCGCGACCUCUACCAGCCAAAGGCCAAUCUUCGCUGAACACAAUCCCCAGACUUAUGCUGUCACCACCCACCCCGCUACUGUCUGAGAAGUCAUCGCAGAAAAUCUUGCAGUUGACUGGAUUUGAUCCAGGGCUUCAAAGAGCGAUCCCUAUUCCGCAGCAGCAGCAUCAUCCCAUACUUCCUGAAGCGCCUGGCAGCUCUAGUGUAUACAGCCAACCUGGAAAGGAAUAUGGAGGGCAAGAGGAGACUGCAAAAAACAACCGUGUCAUUCCGGCAGGCACUGGUGAGAUAUAUCCAGGUUCCGAUUUACAGUCCGGACGAAUCAAGCAGCAGUCACUCGGUGCCGCUGUCAGAGCUCGAAACUCUUCAAGCCCCACAAAAUAUAGCGGCCCGAAGGUCAACCAAGAGCACAGUACUAAAAUCUUUACUGCGACAGGUCCAAAUGAGCUUAUACUUAAAGGAUUCAUAGAUCAAGAACGCUCACAACAUAAGAAAGGUUUCGGUGGCCUCGGGCAUGAUGUCGAUGGCAAACAUACUCCAGUGAGAAAUGACGCAGAUCGAGCCUUGGUGCCACUUCCAUUAGCCGUUUGUGCAAAAGCAAAGAAGCCGGUGCAUUUGAAGAUAGAGAGAUCCUCAUUCUUUGCCGAAGUUCGAGAUUCAAUGGCCUGGGGUAUCCGAGAGGUCACUUCACCAACCAGAAGUAAAUAUUUGACUACGAAUCCAGUCAAAAAAGCCUCGCUCCAAGUGCCGCCAGCGGGAACCCCAAAACGAAAACAGAAUUUCUCGACUGGAAAGCACCCAUUGAAGAGUCCCUUCCCCUUCCCUCGAAUCCGGAAUCUCCCCGAGUCUGCAGAAGGCGAUGAUAUGCCAGACAGAGCAAUGCCGGCGGCUACAAGACAAUCCUCUGUAUGGAACUCAUCUCCAACUAGCAAAAGCAUUAUACGCAAUUCAGCUCGGGCUCCAGGCGGCCCUGACACGCCAAUGCCUGUCAAGACUGGAUUCAUGUCAAUACUUGCUCAUAUGAACGAAACAACCCAGUCUGAAGAUUCUUCCAAGGCCAAACAGAAGUUAAAGGGAAAGACAACUGCUGAACGAAGAAGGGAAAGUCUGAAGAAGAAAAUUGUAGUGGUUGGCAUCUCGGACCAGUCUCCAGAUGGAAGAGUGGCAGAAUGGCUUUGA